AUGGGGGGGGCAUCUGUUUCGGGCAGAGAGGGUGGAGGGGCGCGCACGGAUUGCUGGGAUCCUUCUCCUCGUCUCCCCUCCCCAGUUCAGUCCUCCCACUUCCCGGCAUGCUUUGGGUUCUCCAAAUGGGAGGGGGAGACGCAAGAUGGCGGCAGCCGCGAACUCAGGCUCCAGUCUCCCGCUGUUCGAUUGCCCGACUUGAAACUGAUCAUUGAUGAAAAGAAGUAUUACCUGUUUGGGAGAAACCCUGAUCUAUGUGAUUUUACCAUUGAUCACCAAUCUUGCUCCCGAGUCCAUGCUGCCUUGGUCUACCACAAGCAUCUGAAGAGAGUUUUCCUAAUAGAUCUCAACAGUACACACGGCACAUUCUUGGGUCACAUUCGAUUGGAGCCUCACAAACCACAACAGAUCCCCAUCGACUCCACAGUCUCAUUUGGUGCAUCUACACGGGCGUAUACUCUUCGUGAGAAGCCUCAGACGUUGCCAUCAGCGGUGAAAGGAGAUGAGAAAAUGGGUGGAGAGGAUGAUGAACUCAAGGGCUUACUGGGCCUCCCAGAAGAGGAGACUGAGCUUGAUAACUUGACAGAGUUCAACACAGCCCAUAACAAACGGAUUUCUACUCUCACCAUUGAGGAAGGGAAUUUGGACAUCCAGAGACCAAAGCGGAAACGGAAGAACUCUAGGGUAACUUUCAGUGAAGACGAUGAGAUCAUCAAUCCAGAAGACGUUGAUCCUUCUGUUGGCAGAUUCAGAAACAUGGUACAGACUGCAGUGGUCCCAGUUAAGAAGAAACGCGUCGAGGGCCCUGGUUCCCUCAGUUUGGAGGAGUCAGUGAGCAGGCGCAUGCAGAACUUUCCAUUCAGCGGAGGAUUGUAUGGGGGCCUGCCCCCUACCCACAGUGAGGCAGGCUCACAGUCACAUGGCAUCCAUGGGACUGCACUCAUUGGUGGCCUGCCCAUGCCCUACCCAAACCUCGCGCCUGAGGUGGACUUGACCCCUGUUGUGCCAUCAGCAGUGAAUAUGAACCCUGCACCAAACCCUGCGGUCUACAAUCCCGAAGCUGUAAACGAGCCCAAGAAGAAGAAAUAUGCAAAGGAGGCUUGGCCUGGCAAGAAGCCCACACCCUCCUUAUUGAUUUGAUAUUUUUGGUCCUGGGGUGGGGUGGGAAUUGGGUGGAAGGGUGGUUUGGGGGGCUAAUGAACUGAGGAAAAAAAAACUUUCCAUGUGUGCAGUAUCGUCUUUCAGAAUGUCUCUUGGUGUCCUAACCAUGUAAUUUUAUGACGGGCUGGGGUUGGGGUUGAAAUAUCCCGUUAAAGAUCUGUCUUCAGAACGCUUUCUAUGUAUAGAAAUUUAUUUCAUGCAUCUUUUGAGCUAAACUGCCCAGCCACCUUUUCUCCAGGCCCUUUGACCUCCCUUCUAGGAUCAUUUUUUUAUUUGAAGUUAUAUAUAUAUUGUUUGUAAUGAACACCAGGCCCUCAAGAUGAGUUGGAUGGCCAUGUAGCAGGAAAGCUGCUAGUGUUACUGAUAAUGUGGGUCAUGUGACCUGAUUUGUAUUUGCUAUACUUGAAAUUCCCAGAUAGAGUUGAUUUUAAUGAAUUUUUCCUAUGAUAAUAGGGUUCUCAUGAAUUAUAGACUGGUCAUAAAAGGGUUCUAGAGUUCUUCAUGAAAACCUAAUCUAGGUUUAAACUUAAAGCUUUUCCCCAGGUCCGCAAGUUGGAGUCCUAUAGUUAGACCUGUUCCCUUCUGUCCUUACUGUUGGGAUAAGAAUGAUUAGAUCCAGGUCUGUAGUUGCGGUUAAAACAUGAUUGUAAUUUGACCUGUGGUUUUGUUUUUUAGAAAACAUCAGCACUCCAUUUGCUAAUGUUUCUCAUUUGAUUCCAGGGUGCUGUUUUCUCAAGGCUUUAUUUCUCCUGUCAAGAGGCGUUAGGAAGAUGAUUUUAAAAAAAGGCUAUGACCAGUUUAGGGUAGUUUAAAUUGAACAUUAAAAUAUUUUAUUUGGCAAGUGACCAUCUCUUGAGGAGGAUGACUUUAUGACUAGAUUCGGCAGCUUUUCCCCUCCCUGUGAUGUGAGUCCUUGGUAGCUCAGAACUUUUAAGGCUUGUCUUGGCCAAGCCACAUAGGAGGCAAAGGGAGGGAACAUCGAUGGGAGAUUUGGACAGAGGUUUGUACAUUUGUGAAAUAGACUUUUUUCCACACUUUCUGUGUAGCUUUUUACCUGUAACCUUGACUACAUUGUAAAUUAAAUGCGACUUUUUGCCAUUUGGGCUGGGUUAAUGUUUCAGUCCCCAUCCCCUACUCCCACGUGGUUAGGAACUGUUUUCCAUCCCAGAAUAUACUGAUCUGUUCCCAUUUUGGUGCUGCAAAUGAAGAUUCCCGAUGAAGAUGGAAGUUCUAAUUAGCUUUGUAGGUCCCCCAGCUCGAGCUGAAGGAUGUAAAAUAGGUUAACAUGUACUGACCUUCUUCAUGGAGAGAAAACUGCUGUAGUCCUGCUCACCCAAAGGUGUAUUAUACAAAGCUGCCUCCCAGCCCCUCAAGCAGUACCUUCACCUCCUGGGACCAAUUAUAUAUGUUUUUGAGGUGUGUGGUGGUAGACUAAACUGAAGCCAAAGGUUAAGAUAGUGGAGUUUUGCAGUUAAAUAAAGGUAAUAGCUUUUUAA
Messenger RNA from Sarcophilus harrisii (Tasmanian devil), 2657 nucleotides. It is a transcript of the gene PPP1R8, whose product is annotated as protein phosphatase 1 regulatory subunit 8. Gene Ontology annotation, cellular component: nuclear speck. Gene Ontology annotation, molecular function: mRNA binding; protein binding; protein serine/threonine phosphatase inhibitor activity. The record is from RefSeq and is a predicted model, not a curated record. The transcript is spliced from 6 exons. NCBI's taxonomy places the organism in Eukaryota, Metazoa, Chordata, Mammalia, Dasyuromorphia, Dasyuridae. Bases 1 to 1140 code for a protein of 379 amino acids.